Molecule: messenger RNA, 940 nt
Organism: Amphimedon queenslandica
Lineage: Eukaryota; Metazoa; Porifera; Demospongiae; Haplosclerida; Niphatidae
Exons: 5
Coding region: 427-933 (168 amino acids)
Source: RefSeq, a predicted model, not a curated record
AAUAUGAAAUUCCCUUGUUUUAAGUUAAGAAUUAAAUGUAAGCCAAAAUACAUAAUAAGGCUUAUGAUGGCUCAUUAACAAGUAUUGUAUGGAUUUACAUGUACUUCAAUAAUUUGGCUGAAUGCUUCAUAGAUACAUAUAACUAUUAAUCUGCUAAAAAGUAAGGCUAGACUACAUUAAAAUUAAAAAGAAACUUGUUUUUUCAAUUAUGAAGGUAAGAAUUAUUUUCUGAUGAGUGCAUAAAAGUCUAACAUUGAUAUCAACCUAAUAUGGAAAACACUACACAUCAUUUGUGAGCAUCAGAUAACAUAUGCAUGGUUACAAGAACUUAUAACGUUAUGUGUAGACAAAAACUAAUGUAAACAACAAAACAUUAGAAGAACACACACAUCACUAGCAGCAAAAACAUUAUUAUUGAGAAAGAAGAUGAAUGCCCCAAGAAAGAACAUGAAUGCCCUAUUGAUGAUCCUAUCAGUUGUACUAGUAUCUACAUUGACUGGAUCUACUAACAAUUACUACAAUGAACCUACUGAUAACAAAGGAUUCAUAGAUUGUUCUGUUGCUAAGAAAUUUGGUCAAAUUAGUAAUAUAUCAAUAACUCCAGUCCCACUAAAACAUGGAAUUAUGAGUUAUUGGAAAGGAUCACUACAAAUCAAGAGAACCAUACAAUGGGGUAUACUGCAUGCCACAUUGACACAUAACUUCAAAAAUUAUACUAAUAUUACUUUCAUUGAUGAGCAAUUUAAUUUAUGCGACUUUUUUGUCGACAUGAUUACGGAGCAUUGUCCAAUACAGCCAGGAAUAUAUCAUAUAGGUGCUAGUGAAACAAUACCAAAGCUCUUUUGGCCAGGUCAGUAUUAUGGCGAAGUAACUGCUUACAAUGAGAAAGGAGAGCAAAUGAUGUGUCUAAUGAAAAAAAUUACUAUUUAUUGAAUAUUAG